UAAAGCAUUUGCAUUUUGCUCUGCUUACAGCCUUACAGCUUACGUAAUUUUCAUCUUUUCGUUUUUAAUUUCUGCAGUUUAGACGAUAAUAUCAUAAUUCCUUUCGACAGCAGUGUAGUAUUAUUACUGUUAAAGUGUUGAAGUCAUGUAUAUCUGACUCCUCGUGCAGAAUCUAAGAACAACAGCCGUGUCAUACCUGUGAACCAUCAUCCAUAUGAUGGGUGAUCUUGCUGCGGUAAAUGCUGCAGCUACAGCUUGUGUGUAGUACUUAUCUUUUGAGUUCCGCUGAAUCGUAUCACUUCAAGCAUUUAUCGGCUGGACGGAGCUUCUGUUCGACUUUAUUUGCCUAUCCAUUUACCGCGUGUUUAAAAGCGCCGCUUCAGUGACAGAAGUGGUACAGUAUGGUGGCGUGCUGCUAACGGCGCUCCGCGACUGAACAUUGUUGUUUCGGUUUCUGUGCUACUUCAUGAUCGAAUUCCCAAGGAUAGUGAUUUGAUCAUUUGACAAUUCUAUCCCUUAUUGGCGCAAAAUGUCGGAUUCUCCGCAAAUUGCCACCACACGGUUUAGUGUGACUCCGGUUAAAGCCGAUGACCAGCAGGAGAUCUCCGUUGUUCCGAUUACGACCAUCUCCCCUCCGAUGGAGGACGAGGAAGUCCCUCAGGAUAUUGACGAUAUCGGAUACAUAACGUGUGAAAGAUAUGAUAAACCGCGGCGCAAUGAAGACGACAGUGACGAUGAGGAGGCUGGCUAUAUGACUUACGAAGCGAUGCCGCGCGAGACUAAUUACGUGCUGUCCUUGACCCGCGCCGGCAAAGCACGUCCAACAAUCAUGGAACUUCGGCUGAAUAAAUCGUCAAUUGAUCAGGGCGAAACAGGAUCGGUAACACAACGAGAUUCAAAUGCUUUGCUCGUGGAGCCGGCCACUGGCGGUAUGAAGUUCGGCUGGAUAAGAGGUGUUUUCAUCCGAUGCCUUUUGAAUAUUUGGGGUGUUCUGCUGUUUAUGCGCUUGUCAUGGGUAGUUGCGCAAGCGGGAUUAGGAUUAACGGUGGCCAUUCUCGUGCUGGCAUGCGCUGUCACAACCGUCACAACUCUUUCGAUGUCAGCAAUCAGCACCAAUGGUGCCGUCCAAGGUGGUGGAACAUAUUUCCUCAUAUCACGUUCCCUAGGUCCGGAAUUUGGGGGAGCUGUCGGAAUUGUUUUCAGUUUAGCUAACGCCGUCGCUGUCGGCAUGAAUACGGUGGGAUUUGCGGAGGCUCUCGUUGAACUUUUAACGGAACAUAACGUUUCUAUGCUUGAUCCAACGAAUGACAUCAGAAUUAUUGGAUUACUGACAAUGUUACUCCUUUUGGGAAUCACAAUUGUGGGCAUGGAGUGGGAAGCUAGAACCCAGAUUGUCCUCUUUGGUGUGAUUAUUGGAUCUCUUAUCAACUUUUUCGUGGGAUCUUUCAUCUCCGUAUCGGAUGACAAACAAGCCAAGGGCAUUACUGGUUAUUCGGCGGAUGUGUUCUCGGAGAAUUUCUUCCCCAGUUUUCGCGACGGGCACAGCUUUAUGACGGUGUUUGCCAUUUUCUUUCCUGCUUGUACCGGUAUAAUGGCUGGUGCUAACAUUUCCGGUGAUCUUAAGAACCCGGCUAAGGCAAUUCCAAGGGGAACACUGGGGGCCAUCGGUGUAUCCGGCAUAUCGUAUCUGGCGUGCGCUCUCGUGGUGGCAGCGGUGGCAGUGCGUGAUGCCAGCGGGAGUGUGAGAGAUUUCUUCGAUGGCAAUGUAACGGCGUGUUACAACGGAACCAAUGGAGCUAAUACAUGCAAAUGGGGAACCGCAAACAGCUAUCAAAUGAUGACGGAAAUCAGCGCCGUGGGACCAAUUAUCACGACGGGUGUUUUUGCCGCAUCGCUGAGUUCGGCUUUGGCAUGUCUGGUCAGCGCCCCGAAAAUUUUUCAGGCAUUGUCACGGGAUAAUAUUUUUCCUUACAUUGAAUUCUUUGGACGUGGAUUCGGCAAAAACGAUGAGCCCCGAUGGGCUUACCUGUUAACGUUUGUGAUCGGAUGUGGAAUUGUGCUGAUAGCUGAUUUGAAUGCUAUUGCUCCCAUUAUUUCCAAUUUUUAUAUUGGAACGUAUGCCUUGAUUAAUUACGCCUGUUUUGAUGCUUCGUUAUCCGCGUCCCCCGGAUUUCGACCGGGUUUCCGAUAUUACAACAUGUGGCUGAGUUUGCUGGGAUCGGGAUUAUGCGUAGCGUGCAUGUUCAUGAUGAACUGGUGGGGAGCACUGAUUACCAUGGCCGUGAUUGCGUUUUUGUGGGGUUACGUCCACCACAAGGCCCCGGACGUCAACUGGGGAUCAUCAAUUCAAGCACGUGCCUUCAAGUCGACUGUUCAGUCAGCACUGAAGUUGAUGGGUGUCGAGGAUCAUGUCAAGAAUUUCCGACCACAAGUACUUGUUCUAUCUGGCCUGCCGUCUUCACGGCCAGCGCUGGUGUAUUUUGUCAACAGCUUCACGAAAAAUACUGGAAUGAUGAUCUGCGGAGAUGUUUUGGUGGGUGCAACUAAUUUGCACAUCAUUCCCCCGCUGCAAAAACAGACAUAUUCGUGGUUUCGCGAGAAGCACAUCAAAAGCUUCUACAGUGCCAUUGUGGCGAAAACAUUCCGUGAAGGUGUGCGUGCGCUUAUCCAGACCGUCGGUAUCGGCAAGAUGCGACCAAAUAUGGUCAUGAUGGGUUUCAACAAUCUGUGGAUGUACCAUCCAGCGGAAAGCGUCGAAGACUACCUGGACACGAUCACUGAUUCAUUGGAUGCCAACAUGGGCGUUGGUAUAUUGCGCGUCCAGGAAGGCAUGGACGUGUCGCAGUUGCUAGAUUUCACCGGUUCUACUUACGAUUUGUUAUCAUUGUCCACGAGGGACGAGACUGUGAUUCCCCAGACGACGAAUGGGCUCCUGGCGGCACCGGCGUCUCAAAAACGGAAGCUUAGUUUUCAGGACACCAGCCGGGGUUUUAGCAUGCAUCCGUCUGGACUGAUGCCGACUGUGAACGAGAACGGCCCACCGGCUGCUAACGGGCUACUCCAGCCAUCGUCUCCGCUCAUUAGGUGCCGAUCGGAGCUGAACAUAUUCAGUGUAGAAGCGGGAGAAGCCCCGGUAUCCCAGUCGCAAUACACAUCCCGCCUUGAUCUGGCUGAUAAGUUUCAUAAUAAAACCAAGCAGAAGAUGAAAGGAGAGAUCCAUGUCUAUUGGCUGUACGACGAUGGCGGAUUAACGUUGUUGAUUCCUCAUCUGUUGAGUAAGAAACAGCCAUGGAAUGGCUGCAAAUUGAAGAUUUUCUACCUGCAAGGAAAACCCCACCAAGUAGAUGAAGCGCAGCGGAAUAUGGUGGCCCUGCUCAGCAAAUUCCGGAUCGAUUUCGUUGAUGCGGUAGCGGUUAAUUCGAACAAGCCACCUUCUGAAGAGAGCGUGAUAUGGUUUAAUCAAAUGAUCCAGCCGUUCCGUGUUUCUGAUAUUUCUGACAUCAAACCGGACGAAAGCGUCCCGACCCCCAUUUCUAACGAGGAUCUGGAAUCAUUGUUUGAGCGCACACAAAGACAGAUCAGGCUGCGCGAAGUGUUGAAGGAGAAUUCAUCUGAUGCUGAACUGAUUGUGAUGACCUUACCCGUGCCCAAGAGAAACUGCAACCCCACCUUGUACAUGGCUUGGUUGGAGACGUUGACCAAAGAUAUGCCCCCCUUCCUCUUGUUACGCGGCAAUCAGCAAAGCGUUAUGACCUUUUAUACUUGAAUUUUGUUUAUUUUUUUACUUCUUUAAUUGUGUGCUGUUGAUAGUUAAUUUUCUAAAAGGUGACUAUCGGUUUUGUUACAAGUUGCAGGUGGGUUGUACAGCCGGUUACAGUGCGGUUACAGUACAGCCGGUUACAGGGAGUUGUACGAAUCGGUACAUUUUGUGAUUGUCGUGUCCUUUGCACACGUACGUGCCUUGGCAGUUGCCUUAAUCGGUUUUUUACCUCGGUGUAUAAAGAGUACGGAAAUUUGCAUUG
Molecule: messenger RNA, 4022 nt
Organism: Paramacrobiotus metropolitanus
Lineage: Eukaryota; Metazoa; Tardigrada; Eutardigrada; Parachela; Macrobiotidae
Product: solute carrier family 12 member 2-like
Exons: 23
Coding region: 530-3766 (1078 amino acids)
Biological process (GO): chloride ion homeostasis; potassium ion homeostasis; cell volume homeostasis
Cellular component (GO): membrane
Molecular function (GO): sodium:potassium:chloride symporter activity
Source: RefSeq, a predicted model, not a curated record